CCUCUGCUCUUUACGUCCUGCUCUCCUGGCCAUUUGGCACCUCAGUACCACCGUUACACCGUCAUGUCGCUCGGAAAAGUUGCCCGGAGUUUGGUGAAACCGGUCCGGGGUGUCCUGCGACCCUCGGCCUCGCCUCUGAGCCGGAGCUACACCUCCGCAGGCGCUGAGGCCAGAGCGGUGCUGGAGAACGAGCUCGACGGUAUCCGAGCAGCGGGGACGUGGAAAGCGGAGAGGAUCAUCACGUCAAAGCAGGGACCUUCAAUCAACGUGGACGGCAGCCGCAGCAGCAUAUUGAAUUUCUGUGCCAACAACUACCUUGGACUGUCCAGUCACCCAGAGGUGGUGCAGGCAGGGAUUGAUGCUCUGAAGAGAUAUGGUGCUGGAUUGAGCUCUGUCAGGUUCAUCUGUGGCACACAGGAUCUACACAAAAAUCUGGAAAAGAAGCUGGCUGAGUUUCAUGAGAGGGAGGACUGCAUCCUCUAUGCUAGCUGUUUUGAUGCAAACGCUGGACUGUUUGAGGUUCUGUUGGGCCCAGAUGACGCAGUGCUGUCCGAUGAGCUAAACCAUGCCUCCAUCAUUGAUGGGAUCCGCUUGUGCAGAGCAAAGAGGCUACGCUACAAACACAUGGACCUCAGUGAUCUGGAGAACAAGCUCAAAGAGUCUCAGUCGUCUCGGAUGCGCCUGGUGGUGACAGAUGGAGUCUUCUCUAUGGACGGAGACGUGGCUCCGUUAACAGGAAUCUGUGACCUGGCUGAACAGUACGGAGCCAUGGUGUUUAUAGACGAAUGCCACGCCACAGGAUUCCUGGGGCCUCGGGGCAGAGGAACAGACGAGCUCCUGGGAGUGAUGGACAGGGUUCACAUUGUAAACUCCACCCUGGGGAAAGCUCUGGGAGGAGCAGCUGGUGGCUACACAGUUGGCCCGAAGCCUCUCAUCGACCUGCUGAGGCAGCGCUCACGGCCGUACCUGUUCUCCAAUUCACUCCCCCCUCCUGUGGUGGGCUGCUCCACCCGGGCCGUGGAGCUGCUGCUCGCCUCCAAUGAGAUUUCACAGAGCAUGACAGCCAAAACCAUGAGGUUCAGGAACAAAAUGACGCAGGCGGGCUUCACCAUCGCAGGCUCGGCUCACCCCAUCUGUCCCGUGAUGCUGGGCGACGCACGGCUGGCCUCUGUGAUGGCCGAUGAUAUGCUGAAGCUCGGAGUGUAUGUGAUCGGUUUCUCCUUCCCAGUCGUACCAAAGGGCAAAGCCAGAAUCCGCGUUCAGAUUUCCGCCGCCCACACAGACGAAGACAUCGACCACUGCGUCGACGCUUUCAUCCAGACGGGCAGAAAGCACGGAGUCAUCUCCUGAAUGGGACACAUAAAUCAGGAAGAUCCAGCAACCAGUAUGAGUUACUGAACAACGCUGAAGCGCUUGCUCCUGCAGAUCACGCUGCCUGUUACCCAGGACCUAUCAAUGAUGUGGAAGGAAAUAUUAGUUACAUUUGUAGGUCAACGGAGAUUAUUGUUAUUUUUGUGUUUGCUUGGCUGAAUAAAGCACUUUUGCUAACAGGUGAAGGUGUUUGUAUUUUAAGAAAAAAGGGCUGUAACACAAAACUGUACAUGAGGGAGGACAGAUUGAUGUUUUAAUGAUUGUGAGGAUAUUUUUUUAACACAUUUAGAAAUGUGGUUCAUUAUCAUUACUUUCAUUAUAAUCAUUUAUUCAAAUCAAAGUCAACUCCUUCAAAACCAGUGACAGAACUGGGGCUCUUUGUUUAUGCUUACUAUUGAAAAAGAUAUGGGGAUUUUUUUAAGGAUUAAUCCCCAGCAUUUAUGAAAUUUGACAGUAUGGGCUUAAAUAAUGUUUGUUGCAACACGUGAGAGCUGCUUUGUCUCUUUCCUCUGGAGAUGCAACAUCUGAUAUGCAGAUUCUGAAUAUGGAAAAAUUCAAAAUAUUAAAGUCUGCCUUCACUCAAAUGUGUUUUUCUUGUAAAUUCACCUGCAGAAUAAUGCAUGUGCAGUUCAGCAGAAUCACCUGGUGAAGCAGGAGUUUCUAUGUGCUUAAAUCUCUAAAAUAUAAUGUGAAAACAAUCCUCCAGUGAACAUACAAUGAGAAUGGAUUGUCAAUGAGGUAGGAGACAUGUUUUUCUUUCUGCUAUAGUUCCUACAUGAAACCGUUCACAAUAAGGUCUGUGGAUUAUCUUCAGUAACCAGACUAUGAUAAUGAUAAUGUAGCUCAUAGAUACGUGCCUGUAAUAACACACACACACUGUGUAUCACAAUCUUUUAACAAGACUUGGACAGCUGUUGGCCUGUCCACAUCAUUGAUAACUGGCCAAUAGAACUUGGUUGCGCUUAAAUCCAACUUCUGUAGAGGAUUAAAUGUGAAUUAUUAACUGACUGGGAUCCUGUGAGAACUAUGUCAGUCUGAGUCCAGCGCUGCAUAACUUUACCUGUGACCUGAAUAAAAGGCCUGCAUUCAUUGAGACCA
Molecule: messenger RNA, 2469 nt
Organism: Centropristis striata (black sea bass)
Lineage: Eukaryota; Metazoa; Chordata; Actinopteri; Perciformes; Serranidae
Gene: gcat
Product: glycine C-acetyltransferase
Exons: 9
Coding region: 64-1350 (428 amino acids)
Biological process (GO): L-threonine catabolic process; biosynthetic process
Molecular function (GO): glycine C-acetyltransferase activity; pyridoxal phosphate binding
Source: RefSeq, a predicted model, not a curated record